This is a messenger RNA of Protobothrops mucrosquamatus (brown spotted pit viper), 3921 nucleotides long. RefSeq names its product transcription factor 12 (gene TCF12). The coding region runs from base 1 to 2154 and encodes 717 amino acids. Gene Ontology annotation, biological process: regulation of transcription by RNA polymerase II. Gene Ontology annotation, cellular component: transcription regulator complex. Lineage: Eukaryota; Metazoa; Chordata; Lepidosauria; Squamata; Viperidae. The transcript is spliced from 22 exons. The record is from RefSeq and is a predicted model, not a curated record. Gene Ontology annotation, molecular function: RNA polymerase II cis-regulatory region sequence-specific DNA binding; protein dimerization activity; DNA-binding transcription factor activity, RNA polymerase II-specific.
AUGAACUCGCAGCAGCAGCGCCUGGCCGCCAUCGGUACCGACAAGGAGCUGAGCGACCUGCUGGACUUCAGCGCGAUGUUCUCGCCGCCCGUGAACCGCGGGAAGGCCCGGCCCACCACGCUGGGGAGCAGCCAGUUCGGCGGGGCAGGUAUGGAGGAACGAGCAGGAGGGAUAUCUUGGGGAGCAAGCGGUCAGUCAAGUCCUUCAUACGAACCUACAAGGGAAAAUGGCAGCCUUCUUGGAAAAACCUCAGAUAUUUCAACAGCUCUGGAGAAGCUGAAACACGAGGAGAGUUUUACAGAUACUCCUUCCUAUGAUGAACAUUUGAGUGAUGAACGAUUAGGACCCAGUGAAGAAUUAUCUCCAACUCCUUUCCUUAAUUCAAAUCUGAUAGGAAAAGCCUCUGAGAGGAAUCAGUUCCCAAUGUUUGGUCGAGAUGCUGGGCUCUCAGGCUGUCAGACAAGCCUGCUUCGAUCUGACAUUGGUGUUGGAAGCCCAGGUCCCCUGCCUUGCUCAGGAAAAACUGGAACACCAUAUUAUCCAUUUUCCUCUGCAAAUCCACGACGAAGGCCCCUUCAUGAUUCAUCUUCCCUUGAUUCUCUGCAGACAAAAAAAGUAAGGAAGGUGCCUCCUGGUUUGCCAUCUUCUGUCUAUGCACCUUCUUCUAAUUCAGAUGACUUCAAUAGAGAAUCUCCAAGUUAUCCAUCUCCUAAACCGCCAAGCAGUAUGUUUGCUAGCACUUUCUUGUUACAAGAUGGGACCCACAUUGCUUCUGAACUUUGGAGCCCCUCCAAUGGAGUGAGCCAGUCGGGUUAUGGUGGAAUGCUGGAAAGUCCUUCUCACCUGUUGCCCUCCAAUAGUUACGGCAGCCGACAUCCCCACGAGCGUCUGAACUGUCCUCAUUCAGACUCACCAACAGAAGGAAGCACCAGCCUUCCGCCAAUGUCCAGCUUCCACCGGGGCAGUAGCAAUAAUUCAUUAUAUGCUGCCACCGCCGCCGCCACCUCUCAUACUCCACCAGUCAACGGCUCGGAUACCAGUGUGCUUGUUCAUAGAGGGAAUACUGGUGGAAGUUCACAGACUGGGGACGCCCUUGGAAAAGCUUUGGCCUCAAUUUAUUCUCCUGACCACACUAGCAGUAGCUUUACUUCAAAUCCUUCAACACUUGUUGGAUCACCAUCAUCUCUCACAAAUGCUGGUCAGUGGUCAAGAACUGGAGGACAAGCCCCUUCACUUCCAAGCUAUGAAAAUUCUUUACAUUCAUUGAAAAAUCGAGUUGAGCAACAACUUCAUGAGCAUUUGCAAGAUGCUAUGUCCUUCUUAAAGGAUGUCUGUGAGCAGUCCCGGAUGGAAGAUCGCCUGGACAGACUCGAUGACGCCAUCCACGUGCUGAGAAACCAUGCUGUGGGGCCUUCAACGAGCCUGGCAGGGGCCCACGGAGAGAUGGAGGGCUUAUUGCGGCUAUCCCACAAUGGGCCCGUUAGCACUUUGAGUGCCACUUACGGCACAUCCAGCCUCGUCAUAGCCAGUAGACAAGCCUUGAUGGAAGAUGGUGUCAGCCUCAGUAGCAACCAUUCAGGGUUGUGCAACACGGUUCCUGCCCAGAGUACAGAACUAAACCAUAAAACCCAAGAAAGCUAUAGAGGGCUGCCUGCUGGGCUGCCAACCCCAUCAGUAGCCCUAGGUCCGCUGCAGAUCAAGUUGGAGCACAAGGAGAAGGAGGACAAUGCACAGGAACCCGCGUCCUCUGAUGACAUGAAAUCUGAUGACGAGUCCUCCCAGAAGGAUAUCAAAACCUCCUCCAGAGGCAGGAUGAGCAGCACGAACGAAGAUGAAGAACUAAACCCAGAGCAGAAGCUGGAGCGGGAGCGGGAGCGACGGAUGGCCAACAAUGCCCGGGAGCGCUUGCGUGUCCGGGACAUCAACGAAGCCUUCAAGCAGCUGGGCCGGAUGUNACAAUUAGGGUUGUCUUCAGACUGGCCAAGCCUGACCUCCAUGGGCUUGCAUGGUAUUUCCUGUUUCUUUCUGUCAUUACUUCUAGAGAGGAACCUGAACCCCAAAGCAGCUUGCCUUAAGCGAAGGGAAGAGGAAAAGAGGUCUGUUGUAUCAGCAGAACCCCCGCCCACCCCAUCCAGGAAGCCAUCCAGCGCUUAAUGAAACUGCCAAUCCAAUGGGACAUAUGUGAGAUCAGAAUCCAGAACCCUGUGGAAGAGACCAAGAAGAGGGGAUCUUUUGUUCACAAGGACACUCAACAUAGCAUUAAACAGGACCAUCUUGCUGGAGAAACAACCCAUCCAGAAGUGGCCCUUUGAGAAAAAUGGCCGGUUGCCUCAGAAGAGAGAGAGAGAACACCAGGCUGUUCUUCCAGCAGGAUUUCCGCCCCACAGACAGCAGCACCUCUCCUCCUCUUCCUUGCGGUUCUCCUGUCGCUCCAGCACAAUCAGAGACUCUGAUCUCCUCUCCACUUGGUGGGGAAACUGCCUUGUGCCUAAACCGAAUUGACAAAUGAAUUGUAACUAUAAAACAUUAUUUGUAAUGGAACUAUAAAGAUCCACCGUAUGAAGGGAAACAUUGAUCUGUUUAAAGCUUGGUUGAGAUACUGAUAUUGAGAAGUGCAUUUCGAGAAUGAAGCCACAAUGCCACUGACCCUUCACAUUCCACCAUACCUACAAGUGUCUUAAAGAAGGGACAAGGGCAUGUACCAGCUCCCCUCUCUCUGGACAUGUAUUUCCCAGGUAGGUAUCUUGAUCUUGAGGAGCACAGGCCAGCAGGCAGCCCUCUUCUUGAUGCACAGCCCCUGGCCUUUUGCAUUCUCAAAUGGCUCCCUCCUAAGGCUUCCAAUGGGACCGUUGUUGGGUGAAGAGGAAGCCCAUCUAGAAUUGCCCUGGAGCUGUAAGGACAAGCCCAGCAGACCUAAGCACAACCUGGGUUGAAAUCUUGGCCUGGGAUGAAAGAAGUGCAGUCCAGGGUGCCCCGAUUCUAGCUUCCCUGUGGAGAAGGAGGCUGCCUCCUUCCUGGUCAGUUGCCUUUGCCGAGUGCAUAGCAGGGAGGCCCUCUCUCUGGGCAAUUCCUCCCCCUUUGAUUCUUCUUUGAACUUCCGUGAACACUGUCUUCCAUUGUAGCAGCCCAGAGAGAGACCCGCCGCUGUGGCACUGCCCUGAUAUCCUAAGCAAGCUUCUCUCACAAGACUUGAAUUGCUUUGAGGGUGUUGUGGCUCUAACUGGCUUCCUUCUACAUGUCUUUCAUAUGCUUCCUACAUAUGCUGGUUUGUUAAGUGGCUGUCCUAAAGUGAUCCUGGGCAAGUGUCUGUGGCCCUUUUCUGCCGCCUCCUCAGUGUUCCCCAGCCAGUGGACUUUGCCUCCUGGCUGGUGAAUUCCUGGCUCUGUUGGGCUAUGCAGGAUGUGUGCAGUGUACCCUAAAGCUUCCCUUGUAAAACCGAGAGAGCAUUUGGCUUAUUUUUCACUGUAGCUAGUCUUUUAUACAAUAAUCUUGUAAGAAGUUUGUUGAAUUCUAAAUAUUACUCUUUCUAGAUUUUUGAAAUAAAAAAAAUGUUUUCAGUAAAAAAUUUUUUACUUUAUUUUACUAUAUUAGGUAGUAAGAAAUGUAAGGUUGUUUAACCAUAACCUCUUCAUUAAUGUCAGAAAUUUACAAUAGCAUUGUAAGAGCAUAGUAGGGUUCUAGCAUCUUGUGUAGUACCUUAUGGAGUAUUUUAAGAGCUAUUUGUCCAAGAUGAAUUGCUUCUCAUCUUGUUAUUCAAUUUCCAUAUGUUGGUUUAUUGCAAAUUUGUACCCUGUGUCAAAUUUCAAGAUAUUACAGAUAAACCUUUUUGACCAGCAACAGGUUCAACACUUUUUUGUCAAUGUAACAGAAAACACUAUGUAUAUAACAUUUAUGUAGCAAUAAAUGUCCCAUCUUUUUGUA